Messenger RNA from Symsagittifera roscoffensis, 1681 nucleotides. RefSeq lists its product as uncharacterized. The record is from RefSeq and is a predicted model, not a curated record. Lineage: Eukaryota; Metazoa; Xenacoelomorpha; Acoela; Convolutidae. Gene Ontology annotation, molecular function: NAD+-protein mono-ADP-ribosyltransferase activity; metal ion binding; NAD+ poly-ADP-ribosyltransferase activity. Gene Ontology annotation, cellular component: nucleus. The transcript is spliced from 3 exons. Bases 381 to 1604 code for a protein of 407 amino acids.
UACAAUAAGCGUUGUUCUUAUCAAGUCAGUCCCACGUGCAUUUAUAAAAAUUUGCGCAUAUAAAUGUGCCGCGCAAAAGUUUUAUUCAUAUCUUACUGGAUGAUUCAUAUAUCCAUUUUCUUGAUUUUGUUACAAACCAUUUUUGAUUCAUGUUCUGACUAUUAAUUUUGUUCUAAACCAAUAUUGGUUCAAUUCCUUUUUAUUGAUUUUAUUCCGAACCAAUUUUGUAUCAUAUCCCUUUUAUUAUCUGUAGCUAGCAUAUUUCUUCGAAGAGCAAGAGUUCGUCAAAAACAAGUUUCAGAUCUGGCUCUACUACAACUACUUUAAAACAAAACGAGCCGUCAGUUUUGGUUUUGCUUCUCUUUGUUCAAUUUCACAAUAUGGACCAAUACGGCGCAUUUUCGAGCCGCGAAAACCCGUCUUCGGAAAAUGAAGUUCUUAAUCCAGGGGCCGAUCUUUGCAAGAAUUACAACAUUAAAAAAGGCUGUACGAGUGUCAAGUGUCCUGUCUUACAUCUUUGCCAAUACUGGGUAGGAGGUGAUUGCAAAUUUGGACCCGAGUGCAAGAGAUCUCAUCAGAUUACGAAUGUGGAACAAAUGAAGAUUAGAGAUGCUGGAUUCAGUCCAGAUGAUCCUAUAUUUUGGCAAAAAAUCCGAGAGAAACUGAAACUCAAAAAAACGUAUCGCGGGUUACCAAGCGUGUGUAGUCGUUAUACCUCGCGAAAGGGUUGCGAAAGAGGUGGUGAGUGUCUUUAUAUUCAUUUGUGCAAGCAUUUCGUCUCUUCAAAUUGUACACGCGGUCUCUCAUGUCCUUAUGAACAUCGGUUAAGCGAAAAAGAUGCUGCAAUUAUCCGCAACGCAGGAUUUAGAGGCCCACCAGAGGAACUUUUGCAAGCGUAUAUUCAGUCACAGCAAAAUAGUUCGUCUACGUCAACAGGUCAAAAGCAGCCAAUUGCAUCGGAUUUGAAUUUAAAGCCAAAAGAAAAAAGCUACGCGGAAAAAUGGAGAACUGGAGUGUUCCAGAAACUGAGACUGGAGUCAAGCAGAGAGUUAAAUUUCAACGACUCCAGAAUGUAUUACUUUCACAUUGCAGAAAGUCAUUUUCUUCGCCGUCUCGGAAAUACUAGACUGCGGGCUUCUGUAGAAAGUGUUGAUCUAUUCAUUAACCCUGUUUUGGAGGCUAAAUAUCACACUAAGAGACAAAACUUAAAGAGGGAUAGAGGAGAAGAUUUUGCAAAAGAGAUUCUUGCGUUCCACGGGACUCCUCUGAAAGACCCAGACCCAAUAAUGAAAGACAACUUCAGCCUGGAUAAAAUCCAGCGAACACGUCAUGGAUUUGGUGUAUACUUUUCAGAGUUCCCAGACGUUGCUAUACACUAUGCUGGAGGAGAAAGAUUUGCCGGAAGUUUGAUCAUGGCUCGAGUUUUGAUCGGAAAGCAAAUUGAGGCCCGCUCAUGCCCCAUGAUGCAAAUAGAUAAAUAUAUCUGCAAGGAGCAUGAUUCCCAUUUGGUCAACCCACAAGAAGAUAACUAUUCACAAAUGGUGAUCUUACAAGAUAUGGACCAAAUAUUGCCCCAGUAUAACAUUCACUGGAAACAGCGAUGAAAAUAUAUGAUAAUCUGAGUCUAUUGUAAAGUUUCUUUAAUGAUCGCUAUUGGGAAAAAAUGGCCUAUUAGUUCCAA